UUAGAGCUAAGAUGUUGGUACCCCAGAUGAUAUUCAAAGGAAGGCCGGGAAAGAGUUUGCAGGAAACGAAGCCUAAUCUCCACGUCAUCGCUCGAACAUUUGCGCGGUGAGAAUCCUUGUGCGCCAUGGAUUGCCAUCUUCUUCUCCCGCAGGCAAAACAACCAUUUAAAGGCAAUGCUCUUUUCACUCAGAGUGCUGGAGAGAAAAAGACUCCUGUGUAUCUUAACUUCUCCACAUAUUUGAAUUCUUUUAUAUGCUCAACUUCAGAGAGGAAACGUGGUUUUGGGGCUCAGCCUGUGAAAAAAGGGAAGGUUAGUCGUCUCGAUGUUCCAAAAGAAGACAAAGAUGUUUCAUCACAGCCAAGGAAGCUCUCAUCAGGGCAAUCUGAAACUUCAGUCAGUCAGGCACCAAAGUUAUCUAGCAGCGAUGGAAGAAGGUCUGAAAGUAUUGUAUUUGAUAGUAAAUUUAAUGAGAAGCUGGAAGCGGUCAGAAGGACUGCUCUUGAACAGAAGAAAGCAAAAGACAAUACACAAUAUAGAGCUAUUGACUAUGAUGCCCCCAUUGAACCAGAGAAGAGUUCAACUGGACUUGGUGUUAAGAUUGGAGUUGGUGCUGCUGUCGUGUCAUUGGGAUUGGUAUUUACUUUAGGAGAUUUUCUUCCUUCUGGGAGCAUCAGUACCAGUAGUGAUUUCUCAAUGGAAAGCAAGAAGCUACCAGAGGAGGAGGAAAAGGUUCUAAAGGCAAGACUUCAGCAGUAUGAGGUGGCACUUAAGUCUUCCCCAGUUGAUAAAGAUGCUCUUGAAGGAGCUGCUGUAACUCUUGUUGAAUUGGGAGAUUAUGACCGUGCUGCCUCUCUUCUUGAAAAGCUUACAAAGGAAAAGCAAAAGGAUCCUGAUGCUUACCGACUUCUUGGAGAAGUAAAAUAUGAGCUUAAAGAUUACAGUGGAAGUGUUGCUGCUUACAGAAAUUCCCUAUCACUAUCAGGCAUGGAUAAUUUUGAAGUACUUCGUGGUUUGGUGAAUGCUUUGUUAGCUGCUGAGAAGCCAGAUGAGGCUGUUCAGGUACUUUUGGAUGUUCGUGAACAAUUGAAUGUUGAGAGUGGGAGAAGACCUGAUGUUUUUGCUGAGACUGCUGGCUCAGAUGUGCAGAAUGUCGACCCUAUUCAAAUUGAUUUACUUCUUGGAAAAGCUUACUCCAACUGGGGUCAUGUCAGCGAUGCUGUUUCUGUUUAUGAUCAAAUUAUCUCUGCCUAUCCUGAUGACUUUCGAGGAUACCUUGCAAAGGGUAUCAUUUUGAAAGAAAAUGGAAAGGUUGGGGAUGCGGAACGGAUGUUCAUCCAGGCUAGAUUCUUUGCACCAGAUAAAGCCAAGGCACUGGUUGAUCAAUAUUCGCGUCGAUAAUAGUGUGCAUAUUGUGAUUCUGCUAGGAAGUCAACCAUGUAAAAGGAAAUAUUAGUACGUUGUUUUAUGUACCAAUGAUGAUUGCAGCAAAGCAACAAAAAGUUUAUGGAUAUUUGGCAUUUUUUCAAGCGCUAAAAGUUCAGAAAGGGAAAUGUCGAUAUGAUCAUGUCAUGCCUCUCUCUCCAUCUCAAACACUUGCUUUGUAUAUACUAUUGCCAAGCAUUGAUUAGCUUUACCUUUUGAACUUGGAACA
Nymphaea colorata (pocket water lily) is the source of this 1653-nucleotide messenger RNA. RefSeq lists its product as uncharacterized. Gene Ontology annotation, cellular component: Cdc73/Paf1 complex. Gene Ontology annotation, molecular function: RNA polymerase II complex binding. Gene Ontology annotation, biological process: regulation of DNA-templated transcription. The coding region runs from base 126 to 1400 and encodes 424 amino acids. The transcript has 16 exons. NCBI's taxonomy places the organism in Eukaryota, Viridiplantae, Streptophyta, Magnoliopsida, Nymphaeales, Nymphaeaceae. The record is from RefSeq and is a predicted model, not a curated record.